This is a messenger RNA of Calypte anna (Anna's hummingbird), 1458 nucleotides long. Its product is annotated as maestro heat-like repeat-containing protein family member 7. Bases 1 to 1458 code for a protein of 485 amino acids. The record is from RefSeq and is a predicted model, not a curated record. Gene Ontology annotation, cellular component: cytoplasm. The transcript is spliced from 13 exons. Lineage: Eukaryota; Metazoa; Chordata; Aves; Apodiformes; Trochilidae.
AUGGAGACGGAUCCCAAUCCUGAUGCCACCUUCCUUUGGUAUUCAGCGGAAGAGGGCCAGGAGAUGAGUGCGGAUGCCCAGGAAGAGCUAGGAGAGGAGCGGGACAAAGACUGUCUGAGAGAUCUGAUAGUCAACCUUUGCCCCUCCACCCUCAGGAGUCUGCAGGAUGUCUCGCAGACAGAAAAAAUCUUGAGGUGCAUCCACAGAGACGUGGAGGAAGUGUGCACGGAACCAGGGCAGGUCCUCCUGAGAUCCGUGCUUGGUCUGCUGAGCGAGUGCUGCCCUGAGGAAACAGUUCAGACCCUCUUGAGGAUCAGUCCCUCCUGUGACAACGCUGCGCUGGCCAUGUGGGAGAUGCUGCUGUCCCUGCCCAGCACUUCAGAGACAGUUCUUGACAGGCUGCUCGGUGUGAUCCAGGGCUGGAGACCAAUCUGUGCUAUCCCAUCUGCAAGCCAGGUCCUGUACAGGCUCAGCCAGCGGCCCCGCGGCCAGAGGAUCCUGGAAGCGCUCUUCCCCAGGCUCCUCAUGAGCUUGACCUACAAACUUUCCCUGGCUGCAGUGAUCCUGGGGCGGGAGCAGCCUGGGGCUGAUCAACCCGUCCCUUUCGGGCUGGCAGUGGAGGCCAUUAAAGUUCUGCUGCACGCUGCUGGCUGUCAAGGCCACGUCCAGAACAUCCAGGAGGAGGGCGGCUGGGACAUGAUGCUGCAAGCAGACACCCUCGAGAGAGGAAUCAGUCUGCUGGCCAGAGAGCUGAGGAAGAGCCCAGCUGAGCAGCAACGCCUCCUGUUCCAGCACAUUAAGGAGAUUCUUACUCACAGGAGGGAAUGGCAGACCAACUUUGCCAUGACUUUCUAUACUGAGCUGCUGGGCUGCCAGGGCCUUGGAAAGGACUGGAGUGACCUGCGCCUCCUCCACUCCUACCUGAGCCAUGGCACACAGACAGUCCGUCUGAGGGCACUCCAGGGCUUGGUGGCACUCGCAGGAGAUCCACAGAUGGCAAGAGAAAUGCGGGGCAGCUCUCUGGUGGAGAACAUCCUGGCGUGCCUAAAGGAUCCAUCCAGAGACAUCAGGAUGGAGGCCUUGCUCUUCUUCUGCACCAUGAUGGGCCAGCUGAAGAGGAAAGAGGCCAGCCCUGUCGCUCUGAUGCUGGUGGAGAAGUUCCCAGCCCUCUUUGGUGAUGAGUCCAGCCAGGUUCAAGAGCUCUCCCUCAGCCUCUUUGAAGACACCAUGAAGGCUGUGGUGAGCAGAGACAAGGCAGAGAUGAAGGAGGCAACACGCAGGGUUGUGCUCUCGCUCUUCCUGCACAUGAACGCUGAGAGCAGGAGUGUUGCUGAGGCCUCUGGCAAAGGCCUCCUCAUCUGUGCCAAGUUCCUGGGCUGGAGGAAGCUGAAGAGGGUUCUUAAGAAGCAGAAGACCUGGCUGAUCGGAGAGACUUUGGUGAGGACAACCCCCAGCUGA